This is a messenger RNA of Ipomoea triloba (trilobed morning glory), 2123 nucleotides long. RefSeq names its product probable cyclic nucleotide-gated ion channel 16. Gene Ontology annotation, cellular component: membrane. The record is from RefSeq and is a predicted model, not a curated record. The transcript is spliced from 6 exons. Gene Ontology annotation, biological process: transmembrane transport; potassium ion transport. Gene Ontology annotation, molecular function: voltage-gated potassium channel activity. Lineage: Eukaryota; Viridiplantae; Streptophyta; Magnoliopsida; Solanales; Convolvulaceae. The coding region runs from base 30 to 2123 and encodes 697 amino acids.
AGUUUUCCGGCGAAUGGACCUCCGACGCCAUGGCCAUGAACUACCUCCGCCAAGAAUCCACCAAGUUCCUCAAUUGGUUCAAGCAGUCCCUCAUAUACGACCGCCAGAAGCCGUGGUGGCAGCAGAUUCUCGAUCCCAACAGCGACUUCAUCCUUAGAUGGAACCACAUCUUCCUCGUCACUUCCCUCGUCGGCCUCUUCAUCGACCCCCUCUUCCUCCUCCUCCCUCGGAUCCGCAAGAACAAAUGUAUGAACGUCGACAUCCCUCUUGGCUACACCCUCAUCUUCUUCCGCAGCUUUGCCGACGUGUUCUCUAUCGUUCAGAUCGCCAUGAAAUUCCGCACCGCCUUCGUGUCCCGCACUUCCCGGGUCUUCGGCAAGGGAGAGCUUGUGCUUGACAAAAGGAAGAUCUCUAUCCGUUACCUUAAAACCGACUUCGCCAUUGAUCUCGCCGCCACUCUCCCUCUCCCUCAAAUUCUUAUUUGGUUUAUAAUGCCCUUGAAGAAAAGCCCUACUGCUGCUCAUGCUAAUCAUGCGAUAACUCUGGUUAUUAUGCUACAAUAUGUUCCAAAGCUGUUAGUCAUUUUCCCUUUAAAUUGGAAAAUCAUCAAGAACACUGGGGUUGUGGCAAAGACUGCUUGGUCCGGUGCUGCAUAUAAUCUUCUUCUCUAUAUGCUUGCUAGUCACGUUCUAGGAGCUGUAUGGUAUCUGAUGUCAGUAGAGCGGCACUUCUCAUGCUGGAAGAUGGAAUGUAAAAAGCAGGGGAAGAAGUGCAACGCCUUGUUUCUUGAUUGUUCAUACAUCACAAUGCAUAGGCGCCGAGGAUGGGCUAGGUCCACGAAAGUGUUCAAACAUUGUAAUGCUAAAACUACACCGAAUGGCUUUGAGUUUGGAAUGUUUGCUGAUGCAUAUAAUGACCAGGUUGCUUCUGCAAGCUUUUAUGAGAGAUAUUUUUACUGCCUAUGGUGGGGUUUGAGGAGCCUAAGUUCGUAUGGACAAGGAAUGGACACCACCACUAAUACUGUUGAGACACUCUUUAGUUCUCUUAUUUGUCUUAUGGGCUUAGUUAUUUUUGCACUUCUGAUUGGGAACAUGCAGUCCUAUCUUCAAUCUAUGUCAACAAGACUUGAAGAGUGGAGGAUUAAACGUAGAGAUACAGAGGAAUGGAUGAGUCACCGUCAACUACCCCAGGAUCUGCAGGAACGUGUUCGUCGAUUCGUUCAAUAUAAGUGGCUUGCUACCAGAGGAGUGGAAGAAGAAGAGAUAUUGCGUUCAUUACCCUUGGAUAUACGGCGUGAAAUACAGAGGCAUCUUUGUCUGGCUCUUGUUCGCCGUGUCCCUUUCUUCUCACAAAUGGACGACCAGCUUUUAGAUGCCAUAUGUGAGCGGCUUGUUUCAUCGUUGAACACCAAAGACACGUUCAUUGUCCGGGAAGGUGAUCCGGUGAAUGAGAUGCUUUUCAUUAUCAGAGGGCAACUGGAAAGCUCCACCACCAAUGGCGGACGCUCUGGAUUCUUCAACUCCAUCACUCUCAAACCCGGCGACUUCUGCGGCGAGGAGCUACUAACCUGGGCACUAAUGCCCAACGUCAACUUAAACCUUCCAUCCUCGACCCGAACCGUUAAAUCCCUAAUGGAAGUGGAGGCAUUUGCUCUCCGAGCCGAAGACCUCAAGUUUGUCGCCAACCAGUUCAGGCGCCUACACAGCAAAAAACUGCAGCACGCUUUCCGGUACUACUCGCACCAGUGGAGAACGUGGGGCGCGUGCUUCAUGCAGGCCGCAUGGCGGCGGUAUAAGAGGAAGAAACUGGCGGAGGAAUUGGCUCGGCAAGAGAGUAUGAGCUAUAUGCAGUAUACGGAGGAAAAUGAAUUUGGAGAGGGGGAGGAGGGUGGUGGUGAUCCAGCAGCUACUGACGCCAAUGCUCAGCAUCUGAGUGCUACAAUUUUGGCUUCCAAAUUUGCUGCAAAUACUAGGAAAGGGGCUGCUGGGCAUGGCCAGAAGGUGAGAGUGGACCCCGCAGCUGAUCCCAGUUUGCGGAUGCCAAAGCUUUUCAAACCCAACGAGCCCGAUUUUUCCUCAAAUCGUCAACCUACUCGACCAGGUGAUGAUUUUGAGUUGGACUGA